GCUGACAUGGCAAAGAGAGUUGCUGUCAUAGGAGCUGGCGCUAGUGGUCUAACCGCCAUUAAGUGCUGCUUGGAUGAGGGGCUGCAGCCAACGUGUUUUGAGAGGAGUGAAGACAUCGGGGGGCUUUGGAGGUUCCAGGAGUAUGAUAUCGACGACCAAGCAAGCAUUUACAAAUCUCUGACCAUCAACACCUCCAAGGAGAUGAUGAGUUACAGCGAUUUCCCCAUCCCUGGGGAUUUCCCAAACUACAUGCACCACAGCAAAGUGAUGGAGUACUUCAGGAUGUACGCAAAGCACUUCCGCUUGCUUGAAUGCAUACGAUUCAAAGUGCGUGUCUGUCAGGUAAAGAAGUGCCCAGAUUUCCCAAUCACUGGCCAAUGGGAGGUUGUAACAGAAAUGUAUACAGGAGGAGACCAGGAAUCCAUGCAUCUUUGAUGCUGUUCUCUGGUCUGUUACCAUUACCAUGUGUACCCUUAUUAUCCUCUUGAUUCAUUUCCCGGGGUCAAAAAGUUUAAAGGGAGAAUUAUACACAGCCGGGAAUAUAAACAUCCCGAAGAAUUCCGGGACCAGAGGAUUCUUGUGAUAGGCUUGGGAAAUUCGGGAGCGGACAUCUCUGUGGACCUUAGCCAUGUGACUAAGCAGAUCUUUCUGAGCACCAGGACUGGCACUUGGGUGGUAAACCGUGUCUCUGAUGAUGGGUACCCCCUGGAUGUGGUGCAUUUUACGCGAUUCAAAACUCUCCUUCGCCAAAUUCUGCCCAUUGCUCUGGUGAACCUGUGGGGUGAGAGAAAGCUGAACACAAGAUUUAACCAUGAGAAUUAUGGUAUAAAACCCCAGCACAGGUUCCUCAGCAGGUAUCCAAUUGCGGCAGAUGACCUCCCCAAUGCUAUAAUUGCUGGCAGGGUGCUGAUGAAGCCGAAUGUCAGGGAGUUCACUGAGCGAGGGGUGGUUUUUGAAGACGGCAGCUGGGAAGAAAACGUCGACGUCGUGAUCUUUGCUACGGGAUACAACUUUGCCUUCCCCUUCAUAGACGAGAGCAUCAUUAGCGUCAAGAAUAACCGGGUUCCACUGUACAAGUUUGUCUUCCCACCACAUCUGGAAAGACCCACGCUGGCCAUCAUCGGCCUUCUCCAACCAUUGGGAGCCAUUAUGCCAAUAGCUGAGCUCCAGGCCCGCUGGGCCACAAGAGUCUUCAAGGGGCUAAUCAAGUUGCCUUCAGUUGAUGUGAUGAUGGGUGACAUUGGUCAGAAGAUCAAGAAAAACGAGACAUGGUACGCCUCCAGCCAGCACGUCUCCCUCCAGGUGCAAUACGUCGAUCACAUGGACGAACUGGCUUCCCUGUCGGGAGUGAGGCCCCACCUGCUGAACCUGUUUCUGACCGACCCGAAGCUGGCCUGGAAAGUGUUCUUCGGGCCCUGCUCUCCAGUGCAGUUCCGCCUGAAUGGUCCCGGGAAGUGGGAAGGAGCCAGAGAUGCUAUCCUAACCCAGAAAGAGAGGAUUGUCAAGGCCACAAAGACGCGUGCAGUGCAGGCUUGCAGUGGGGCCAACGCCAUGUCUGCCCCCUGUUUGCUUAUCAGAAUGCUCGGCUGUCUUGCUGUCUGUGCUGUGAUUGUGGCGUUUUUGUAAGCGGUUGUGUGGUCCACAGAAAAUAAUUGCUGCAUCUGUGAGCCAGGGACAUAGCUGAGGAACACAGAGGUGUAACAAGGCAAACUGGAGCCCUGGGCAAAACAUGAGUUGGAUGCCCCCCCCCAUAGGUGGCCACCCCACCAUGACCAAUUUUUUUUUUGCAUCAGGUAAUUGGUGCCUGGAGGGGGUUCAUUUUUAAACAUAUUGGCACCAAAAUUUCAGGGUAUCAUCCAGAGGUGGUCUUGAUGCUACCCCCCAGUUUGGGGCAGUUUGGUUC
This is a messenger RNA of Sphaerodactylus townsendi, 1903 nucleotides long. Its product is annotated as flavin-containing monooxygenase 5-like. The transcript is spliced from 8 exons. Gene Ontology annotation, molecular function: N,N-dimethylaniline monooxygenase activity; NADP binding; flavin adenine dinucleotide binding. The record is from RefSeq and is a predicted model, not a curated record. NCBI's taxonomy places the organism in Eukaryota, Metazoa, Chordata, Lepidosauria, Squamata, Sphaerodactylidae.